Molecule: messenger RNA, 2797 nt
Organism: Erigeron canadensis
Lineage: Eukaryota; Viridiplantae; Streptophyta; Magnoliopsida; Asterales; Asteraceae
Product: putative chloride channel-like protein CLC-g
Exons: 7
Coding region: 187-2547 (786 amino acids)
Biological process (GO): transmembrane transport; chloride transport
Cellular component (GO): plant-type vacuole membrane; intracellular membrane-bounded organelle
Molecular function (GO): voltage-gated chloride channel activity
Source: RefSeq, a predicted model, not a curated record
AAGAUGGCCUGAAAAUAGACAUGUACUGUAGUGUAGUUACUAGUAAUUAUUGUAGUGGAUAUGCAUGAAUCAUGAUAUAUAUAGAGAGAGAGAGUACCAGAUAUAAUGAAACAAAACAAAACAAACGGCAGUCAUAUUAUAUCAUAUCAGAGGAAAGUGGAGUGAAGUGAAGUAGGUUCAUUGUUUAUGAAGGGGGGUUCGGGUUUGAGUUCUAUGAAUAAUGGAUUAGCAAUACAUGUUGGGGAUGUAGAAGAAGAAGAUGAAACGGCGGCGCCGUUAUUACAUCACCUGCGGCGGUCAACAUCCAACACAACUUCACAGAUUGCCAUCGUUGGUUCCAAUCCUUGCCCUAUCGAAAGUCUCGACUAUGAGAUUAUAGAGAAUGAUGUCUUCAAGCAAGAUUGGCGCAGCAGAAGUAAGGUUCAGAUAUUCCAGUACACAUCUUUGAAAUGGAUCCUUUGUUUUCUCAUCGGUCUUGUGGUAAGUCUUAUUGGCUUCUUCAACAACCUAGCCAUUGAGAACAUCGCCGGUGUGAAGUUUGUGAUCACCUCCAACAUGAUGUUCGCAAACAGAUACUUGGCUGCAUUUCUCAUAUUUGCAGCUGCAAACUUAGGCCUUACCUUGUUUGCUUGUCUGAUAACAACUUUAAUAGCACCAGAGACUGCUGGAUCGGGCAUACCUGAAGUUAAAGCCUACUUAAAUGGGGUUGAUGCUCCUGACAUAUUCUCGUUUAGAACGUUGCUAGUGAAGAUUGUUGGCAGCAUUGCUGCUGUGUCAUCAUCUCUCAAUGUCGGGAAGGCCGGGCCCAUGGUGCAUACUGGUGCAUGCAUUGCAGCUCUAACAUGUCAGGGUGGAUCGAAGAAAUAUGGAUUGACGUGGAGAUGGUUCAGAUUUUUUAAUAAUGAUAGAGAUCGACGUGAUCUUGUAACUUGUGGAUCAGCUGCUGGAAUUGCUGCUGCUUUUCGUGCCCCAGUUGGUGGAGUUCUUUUUGCUCUAGAAGAAAUGGCAUCUUGGUGGAGAAGUGCCCUUUUGUGGAGAGCUUUCUUUUCAACCGCCAUUGUUGCAAUUUUGCUUCGGGGUUUGACUGAUAUGUGCUUGAGUGGAAAAUGUGGAUUGUUCGGAACUGGGGGUUUGAUAAUGUUUGAUGUUACCUCAGCAGACUUAAGCUAUCAUCUUGUAGAUGUACCUCCGGUUCUUCUUCUAGGGGUCAUUGGAGGCAUUGCAGGGGGUUUGUACAAUUUUCUCCUGGGCAAAGUUCUCCGACUUUACAAUCGUAUAAACGAGAAAGGCACUGCUUGUAAAGUACUCCUUGCUUGCACAGUUUCCAUAGUCACUUCAUGUCUCUUAUUUGGAUUACCAUGGUUUGCACCUUGCCGAGAUUGUCCAACCGAUGCAUCUGAACCGUGUCCGACUAUCGGCCGUUCUGGCAAUUACAAGAAGUUUCAGUGUGAACCUGAUCAAUACAAUGAACUAGCAAGUCUUUUCUUCAACACAAAUGAUGAUGCAAUUAAAAAUCUAUUUAGUAAAGACACAGAUACAGAGUUUCACCCCUUAUCAGUUCUAAUGUUCUUUAUCACCUGCUUUUUUCUCAGCAUAUUUAGUUACGGGAUCGUGGCUCCUGUGGGUCUCUUCAUUCCCGUAAUCGUGACUGGUGCAUCUUAUGGGCGUCUUGUUGGGCUGUUAAUUGGUUCAAGCUCUAAUCUAAACCAUGGGCUAUUUGCCGUUUUGGGUGCUGCUUCACUUCUUGGUGGAUCAAUGAGGAUGACUGUUUCACUAUGUGUUAUUCUCCUAGAAUUAACCAAUAACUUACUGCUGCUACCGCUUAUAAUGCUUGUACUUCUUGUUUCUAAAACAGUGGCUGAUGCUUUUAAUGGGAAUAUUUAUGACCAGAUAAUGAAAUUAAAAGGGUUUCCUUAUUUAGAAACACAUGCUGAACCGUAUAUGAGGCAGCUAACUGUUAGUGAUGUAGUCUCAGGCCCACUUCGUGUUUUUAAUGGUGUUGAGCUCGUGGCUAACAUUGUGCAUGUUCUUAGAACGUCGGGUCACAAUGGGUUUCCAGUAGUUGAAGAGCCUCCACAUUCUGAAGCUCCUAUCUUAUAUGGUUUGAUUCUACGGUCUCAUCUUAUCACGUUACUAAAGAAGAAAGAUUUCUUGCUUACUCCAAUUCCCACUGUUGUGGAUGCUGUAGAGCAUUUUUCAUCAAGUGAUUUUGCAAAGCAGGGUCUUGGAAAAGCAGAUCAGAUUGAAGACAUAGAACUGACAGAAGAAGAUAUGCAGAUGUUUAUUGACUUGCAUCCUUUCACGAAUGCUUCACCUUAUACUGUUGUUGAAACCAUGUCAUUGGCCAAGGCUCUUACACUUUUCAGGGGUGUUGGUUUACGACACCUUUUAGUGGUGCCUAAGACUUCCGGGAGACUGCCUGUUGUUGGUAUAUUGACAAGACAUGAUUUCAUGCCAGAACAUAUACUUGGUUUGCAUCCAAUGUUGGCAAGAAGCAAAUGGAAAAGAUUACGAUUCAAGUUCCCGCUUUGGAACAAAAUCUUUUAGUAAGUUUCUACAUUUAUAUAUACUCCGUCUUCCAUUAGAUGAGCAGUGAAGAUCGUUUCUCUACCAAGGUAUUCUUGCAGUUUAUUCUACCCAAUAGUUCGGUCAAUUAUAUCUGGUAUAUAUGAACUUUAUAUUUUUCCACCAAGAGUACAAUAUCUUAGAUUACAUGUUUAUAUUAUAUACAUUCAACCAAAUCAUGUAUCAGCUCUUUCAGUUUUAAGCAUGGUCAUAUCAGUUGAUUCUUGGUACU